Molecule: messenger RNA, 1302 nt
Organism: Salvelinus fontinalis (brook trout)
Lineage: Eukaryota; Metazoa; Chordata; Actinopteri; Salmoniformes; Salmonidae
Product: troponin I, fast skeletal muscle-like
Exons: 7
Coding region: 554-1027 (157 amino acids)
Biological process (GO): muscle contraction
Cellular component (GO): troponin complex
Source: RefSeq, a predicted model, not a curated record
CAUGUACCACGUUAUCUGGAACAUUAUUCAGUAACUGUUGGAUAAAGAAAACUUAAUGUUAAGUAAAAUCAUGAUAUUUGUUUUAUAGAUUUUAUAUUUGUUUUUAAGAGUUAUUCAUUCAACAGUUCAGGCUAAUAUGAAAUGAAAAAAAACGUCAACAAUUGGGUUCAGCAAUUUUUUCUGCAGUCUUUUUGAGGUCUUUGUCAUUGUCACUGAAAUUAAGGUGAGUUACUUCAUUAUUUUGCAUUUUUCCCUUUUGUAUUACAUAGUAAAAGCAAGUAUAUUAUUUCAUUGUUCACUUCUUACAAUUGAAACAAAUUGACUAAGCAAUUUCAUGUUUUCAAAAUUGUAGUUAAAUGUUUCCUGUCUACAAUUUGCAUUUACUGUAUUUUAUUAUUUUCCUACUCUCAACAGAUAAAUACUCACUUAAACAUCAGAUGGAAUCUUAUUGAUGCUUCAGUGGGGUCUGAAGCAAACAAGAGGCCAAGAUGUCUGAGAAAAAAAUGGCAUCGAGUCGCAAGCAUCAUCUGAAGGUCAUUUGUCACAAAGCUUGAUGCUCCAGAUUGCUAAGGGCUUGCUAGAUGCAGAGGCCAUAGAGGCAGUGGAAGAGAAGAAAAUGUACAUGGAUGAGAACUGCGCUGCAUUGAACAUGCCUGGGUCAUUGGCGGAACUGCAGGAACUGUGCAAGACAAUUCAUCACCAGACUGAUAAAGUGGAUGAAGAGAGAUAUGACCUGGCAGGCAAAGUGGGCAAGUGUGACAAAGAGACUGAGGAUUUGAGGAUUAAAGUGAUUGAGUUCCAAGGCAUGAAGAAGCCAGCUCUGAAGAAAGUACGUAUGUCUGCUGACUCCAUGCUCCAGGCACUGCUGGGCUCCAAGAACAAGGUGUCUAUGGAUUUUAGAGCCAACCUGAAAGAAGUGAAGAAGGAAGUCAAAGAGGAGGACAAAGAUGCAGUUGGUGACUGGCGUAAGAACAUUGAUGACAAGGCAGGCAUGGACGGCAGAAAGAAGAUGUUUGAGGCCGCAUAAACGGUGUGGCACGACUCAGUCCAUUUCACCUGCCUUUCUCUGUGUCCUAAUGAUAAGUCAGUUGUGGUCAGCCAUGGCUGUAUUUUGUGUUAGAUAUAUAAAGUGGUAUUGUGGUUAAGUCAGAUAUGGAUUUGUAUGACCAUGUUGUCGACUGAGAUAAUUACCCUUUUCACAGCAACUUGAACAUAUUUUGAAGAACACUUACUGUAUGAAGAAAUGUACUUAAGUAUAUAUGACUGAAAAUGAAAUAAAUAUUUGAACGUUUACAACUGGAA